UUUUGCCGCUUCUUUUCAUUAUCGAAAACAGAAAUGGCUUCCAUAUCUACAAUCUGCUUCUCUAAUUCGUACGCUCUUGCUCGCUCGAAGACUACCAAGAAUCUCCCUCGAAACCCUAAUCCUAAGAAGCAAAAAUUGAAACCACAAACUAGCAAAUUCAAGUCCUUACCUGAUCCGCUAAUUUUAUCUGGCGGAGACGCCACCACCUACACUCGCCUCCCUCCGAGAGAAGAUUUCGCAGUGCCUUCCUUCGAUUUCACUCUGCAGUCUUCCAAAGAAGUGAAGCUAUCUGAAUCAGCUACAGCGAAACUCGAUAAGGACGAAGAAGAAAUUCCCGUUGAAUUGAGUGAUGGAGAAGAAAUUGAAGAGAAUGUCGAGGAUGGUGAUAUAGGGCUUAAUUAUGGGCGAUAUGAAGUAUUUGAAGUUAAUUCAGAUUUCGAAGAUGAAGAGGACAAGGAGGGUGAUUAUGGUUACGGCAGCGAAGAGGAUGACACAGGAGAAGAGGAGGAUGAGAGGUUAUCUAGUGGCAAAUAUGAUAAUUUAUUAGAGAGUGAGGGCGAAGAAGGUAAUGUGAAGGAGAAAGGCUUGCCUGCGGUGAUGCGAUGCUUCGACCGAGCGAAAAUAUUUGUGAAGGCUGGGGACGGCGGGAAUGGAGUGGUGGCUUUCCGACGAGAGAAGUAUGUGCCGUUUGGAGGCCCAUCCGGUGGAGACGGAGGGAGGGGAGGGAAUGUGUAUGUAGAGGUAGACGGGGCAAUGAACUCGUUGCUGCCAUUUCGGAACAAGGUGCAUUUCAGGGCCGAGAGGGGUUCCCAUGGUCAGGGCAGCUCGCAGAAUGGCGCAAGAGGGGAGGACGUGGUGGUGAAGGUGGCGCCCGGUACUCUGAUCAUGGAGGCUGGAACGAGGGCGGUGCUUCUGGAGUUGUUGCAUCCCGGUCAGAGAGCUCUGUUGCUGCCAGGUGGAAAGGGCGGCAGAGGGAAUGCUGCAUUUAAGUCCGGUAACAAUAAGGUGCCAAAGAUUUCAGAGAAUGGUGAAGAAGGACCUGAAAUGUGGCUGGAGUUGGAGCUGAAGUUGGUGGCAGAUGUUGGAAUAGUGGGUGCCCCCAAUGCCGGAAAAAGCACUCUUUUGAGUGCAAUAAGUGCAGCACAGCCUAAUAUAGCUAAUUACCCCUUCACAACUUUGCUCCCUAAUUUGGGGGUAGUUUCAUUUGAUUAUGAUUCUACUAUCGUAGUAGCUGACUUGCCAGGUCUACUUGAAGGAGCACACAUGGGUUUUGGUCUAGGUCAUGAGUUUCUAAGACACACUGAAAGAUGUUCUGCUUUGGUACAUGUUGUUGAUGGCUCUUCACAGCAGCCAGAAUUUGAGUUUGAAGCUGUUCGUCUUGAGCUUGAAAUGUUUAGUCCUGAGCUUGCUGAAAAGCCCUAUAUCGUUGCUUUCAACAAAAUGGACCUGCCAGAUGCAUAUGAAAAGUGGUCAUCAUUCAGGGAAAGCCUACAAGCUCGUGGAAUUGAACCCUUUUGCAUGAGUGCAAUAAACAGAGAUGGCACUCGUGAAGUUAUUUGCACUGCCCACAAGCUUCUACAAAAAAGUGAAGAAGCAAAACAGAAAUUUGGUGGUUGGACUAGUCCUUUAGAUUUGAACCGUGUAGCUGAUAUGGUAAAUAAGCAACGGAGUGCAUCCCUUACUGACUUUGAGAUUUCCCAUGAUGCUAGUUCCAAGACAUGGCAUGUAGUUGGAUCUGGAUUGCAACGUUUUGUUCAGAUGACAAACUGGCGAUACACAGAGUCAGAGAAAAGAUUCAAUCAUGUUUUGGAGGCUUGUGGUGUAUAUAAGUCUCUAAUGAAGCUUGGUGUCAAGGAAGGUGACACUGUGAUUGUUGGGGAGAUGGAGAUGGUGUGGCAUGAUACUAUAGGGAGUUCUGGUUCGUCAAACGUCAAGAAGAAAUCUACUGGUUCAAUCAGAUGGCCCCAGUGGAAGUAACCCGCUGCACUUGAAAGCUCAUCAACUGUUGAUAGAAAUAGGCAAUGGACUGCUUCAAGGGAGCUUGGCAAUUAGGCUGGCUAGCACCAGAAACUGUAGAUUGCGAUUCACAGAGGCAGGAUCAACAAGAAUCGAAUGGAGCUGAUUGAGCCUGUUGUCGAAUUAAUUAUAACUGAUUAUUGGGGUUCUUUUAUUUAGUCUAAUGUGACGGUGGCUAAUUUGGUGUGAUAAUGGACUAAAAUCCUCUCAAAUUCAGGAAUGUCAUGCAGGAUGAACUGAUGAAGAAAAUAAAGUUUGAAGAUUGUAGAAGUGGCCAUUGAGUACUUGUUGAAUCGCAUCUGCGUCGGUUACGUCCAGAGAUCUACCCAUUGCAAUGCAAUGUUCAUGGUGCAAUUCAUAAGAAAAGCCAAAGUACACUAAAAAGAGCCUUGCAUAGGCAGGGAUAUUGGAGUUUGUGGUCUGUCUAGAAAGAUCCUAUUGGAACUUAGCCUACCGAGUAACUGAUAGACUCUAUGUACGCACACUUUGAUUCAGAUUUACAUCGAUUUGGAUACAUGGAGGAGAUGUUUCAUA
Tripterygium wilfordii is the source of this 2550-nucleotide messenger RNA. RefSeq names its product GTP-binding protein OBGC, chloroplastic. The transcript has 7 exons. Bases 34 to 1977 code for a protein of 647 amino acids. The record is from RefSeq and is a predicted model, not a curated record. NCBI's taxonomy places the organism in Eukaryota, Viridiplantae, Streptophyta, Magnoliopsida, Celastrales, Celastraceae. Gene Ontology annotation, cellular component: mitochondrion. Gene Ontology annotation, molecular function: magnesium ion binding; GTPase activity; GTP binding.